Molecule: messenger RNA, 1485 nt
Organism: Sorex araneus (European shrew)
Lineage: Eukaryota; Metazoa; Chordata; Mammalia; Eulipotyphla; Soricidae
Product: cytochrome P450 2B4-like
Exons: 9
Coding region: 1-1485 (494 amino acids)
Biological process (GO): xenobiotic metabolic process
Cellular component (GO): cytoplasm; intracellular membrane-bounded organelle
Molecular function (GO): iron ion binding; oxidoreductase activity, acting on paired donors, with incorporation or reduction of molecular oxygen, reduced flavin or flavoprotein as one donor, and incorporation of one atom of oxygen; heme binding
Source: RefSeq, a predicted model, not a curated record
AUGGAGCUCAGCGUCCUCCUCCUCCUGGCUGUCCUCACAGGGCUCUUGCUGCUCAUGACUAGGGGCCAGCCAAAGACUCAUGGACGUCUCCCUCCGGGCCCCCGCCCCCUGCCUUUCUUGGGGAACCUCCUGCAGAUGGACAGAAAAGGUCUGCUCAAUUCCUUCCUGAAGAUUCGAGACCAGUACGGGGAUGUGUUCACUGUGUACCUGGGACCAAGGCCAGUGGUCAUGCUCUGUGGGACAGAGGCCAUCCGGGAGGCUCUGGUGGACCAAGCUGAAGCCUUCUCUGGCCGGGGGAAAAUCGCUGUGCUUGACCCAGUUUUCCAGGGUUAUGGUGUGGUCUUUGCCAAUGGAGAACGUUGGAAGGCCCUUCGGCGAUUCUCUCUGGCCACCAUGAGGGAUUUCGGGAUGGGAAAACGGAGUGUGGAGGAAAGAAUCCAGGAGGAGGCUCAGUGUCUGGUGGAGGAGCUGCGAAAAACCAAGGGAACUCUCCAGGAUCCUACCAUGUUCUUCCACUCCAUCACUGCCAACAUCAUCUGCUCCAUUGUCUUUGGGAAACGUUUCUCCUACCAAGACCCAGAGUUCCUUCGACUGCUGGACUUGUUCUUCCAAACAUUUGCCCUUACAAGCUCCUUCUCCGCCCAGGUGUUUGAACUCUUCCCUGGCUUCUUGAAGUACUUCCCUGGAGCACACAGGCAGAUCUAUAGAAACCUGCAGGAGAUCAAUGCCUUCAUUGGUCGCAGUGUGGAGAAGCACCGUGAGACUCUGGACUGCUCUGCUCCCCGUGACUUCAUUGAUACCUACCUGAUCCGCAUGGACAAAGACAAGUCCGACCCCAGUACUGAAUUCAACAAGAAGAAUCUCAUUAUCUCUGCACUUUCGCUCUUCUUUGCUGGCACGGAGACCACGAGCACCACACUCCGCUAUGGAUUCCUGCUCCUGCUCAGAUAUCCCCACAUCACAGAGAGAGUCCAGAAGGAGAUCGACCAGGUGAUUGGCUCACACCGUGCUCCAGCCCUCAGUGAUCGUGUGAACAUGCCAUACACUGAUGCCGUCAUCCACGAGAUUCAGAGAUUUGCGGACCUCCUCCCUAUUGGGGUGCCUCACAUUGUCACCAAGGACACACAUUUUCGAGGGUACAUCAUCCCGAAGGGUACAGAAAUAUUUCCCAUCCUGAACUCUGCUCUCAAUGAUCCACAUUACUUUGAGAAGCCAGAAACCUUCAACCCUGAACAUUUUCUGGAUGCCAACGGGGCAUUAAAGAAGACUGACGCUUUCAUGCCCUUUUCUAUAGGGAAGCGCAUUUGUCUUGGAGAAGGCAUCGCCCGCACGGAAAUAUUCCUCUUUUUCACCACCAUUCUGCAGAACUUCACCUUGGCUACCAGCAUGGCCCCUGAGGACAUCGACCUCACUCCCAAGGAGAAUGGUGUGGGCAGACUGCCCCCACCAUACAAGAUCCGCUUCCUGCCUCGCCAGGGAGACUAA